Molecule: messenger RNA, 983 nt
Organism: Schistosoma turkestanicum
Lineage: Eukaryota; Metazoa; Platyhelminthes; Trematoda; Strigeidida; Schistosomatidae
Source: the annotation of a GenBank genome assembly
AUGGACCUUUAUAAAGUCGUCUUAGUUCUAUUGUUUUGUGAGCUAACGAGUUUGUGUACAGCUCAGGGGGCUAACUACGUUUAUUUCAAUGUGUCUGGCUGCUUGGCAUUCUUUGCGCGCUCGAUUUCCAUAAAAUUUGUUAACGGUAAAACAGCUAGUGUAGUACCCAUUCCGGCGAGUUCACUGUCCUUUUCUCCACUCAGUAAAUGUGCUGAUCCUGAUUCGUUUCUCGUUUUCACUUCAUCCAAUGUUGGGGAAAUCUCUAAUCUUAAUGUUAGAAAGUCUGGACGUUACUGGAGUGUAUCUGAAUCGUCGAUUGAUAUCAAAUGCCAGCCUAAUUCCAAGUCGUGCAUCAAUGUACCUGGAUAUCCCUUAGUCAUAAAAUGGGCUGAAGCCCCAAUCAGUCUUGGUUACAAAUGCACGAAGCCUCCAGUCGCACCAGUGAUCAUGCCAUCAGGUUCAGGGAGUUCGGUUUCUAUCCUAUUUAGUAGCAUACAGGUCCAACCGUUUGGCGUAAAAGGUGGUGUAUUUGGUGAUGUAACAGAUUGUGUUGGAUACUUCAGUAUCGGUGUCUGGUCAUCAUUGAUUGUUUCCAUUCUUUUAGUUUCUGUGUUAACAUACGGUUUAGUUAUGUUAGCAUCUGUACAACCAAAUGAAAUAUAUGAAGAUCCUAAAAAGAAAAUGAUUCAACUUGGUUCUGAUAACUAAAGGAAUCAUAGAUAAACUCUUCAUCGUAAAUAUUUAUCCUAUAUAUUUAUAUAUACAUAUAUGUGUUCUCAAGCAUAAUCCCUUUUGUAUUUGCAUACAAGGCUAGUUAUUCUUCGUGACUUUCUCAUUUUUGUUUUUUACUAAUGUUGAUGUGUAUUGUGCACACUACAGUAAUUUAUUUACUGAAGAUCUAUUUUGUCUUUAAUUUUAAAAUUCACUGUUGAUUAAUUGAAAAAUAAAAUAAAAAAUUAUAUCGCUUUUUAAUUAUUAUCUGG